AUGGACGCACUCAAGGUACCCGAUCAACUCCCCUCAUUAGACCACGAAGUGAUCGUUCUGCUUGAAGAGGUGCACUUCACUGUGGAUGCCGUCGACACCACGCCACGGUCACACGAGAUUCUUGCAUACCACCGCAUCUCAAAGGCAGAGGAGAUACGUGAGCGUAUACAGUGCGCUAGCAUCGUCAUCGCGACUCAAUCGUGCAUCACAGCCGAGAGCCUGGGCGAAGCACCGUAUCUGAAAUGCAUCAUCACGCCAAGUGCCGGCAUCAACCAUAUCGACCUGGAAGAAUGCAAGCGCAGAGGGAUCAAGGUAGCAAAAUGUCCAGGGUCGACAUCCCCUGCGGCCGCAGAGCAUGCUCUUAGUCUCUACUUCGCAGCGAGACGCAAGACCGUGAUGCUUCACAACGACAUUCGAACUGUAGAUGAAAAUAGGGCAAACCUGUGGAAGCGCCAACACAGCCUUGCGCUGAAGAUGCAGACGGCGAAUGAGCGCCCACCCUGUUCUCUCGAGGAAGAAGUAGCAGGGAUCAUUGGAUACGGCCAUAUCGGAAAACGUCUCGAGACGCUUUGCACAGCCCUCGGUAUGAAAGUAGUAAUAGCAGGGCGAAAGUACAGGGCCCCUGACAAGAACGCUACUACUGACCAGAUGCCGGCGCGGACCCCUUUCGGCGAGGUAAUGAGGACGGCUACUGUGCUCUUCAUAUGCUGCACAUCGAACAGCGAUACGCAGAACCUCAUCGACGCAGCCGAGCUCAGCGCCAUGCGCCCCGAGGUAAUCAUGGUGAAUAUCUCGAGAGGAGGCGUGAUCAACACCCAGGAGGUCGUGAAGGCGUUGCGCGAGCGCCGCAUCUCUGGCGCCGCGGCAGAUGUCUUUGACCAAGAGCCGGCCAGCACGGAAGGGGAUAGUGCCUUUCUGGCGGAGGACACGAAGGAUCUGAAUUUGACCUUUUCACCACAUGUGGGCUACUUCUCUACGAAGACCAUGGUUAUUAUGAAGGACAUGGUCAGGGAGCGAAUCAAAUGGUUUGUUGACGGAGACUUCAGCAAGUUCGAGGUCUAA
Xylaria bambusicola is the source of this 1062-nucleotide messenger RNA. Its product is annotated as D-isomer specific 2-hydroxyacid dehydrogenase. Gene Ontology annotation, molecular function: oxidoreductase activity, acting on the CH-OH group of donors, NAD or NADP as acceptor; NAD binding. The transcript has 4 exons. The coding region runs from base 1 to 1062 and encodes 353 amino acids. The record is from RefSeq and is a predicted model, not a curated record. Lineage: Eukaryota; Fungi; Ascomycota; Sordariomycetes; Xylariales; Xylariaceae.